Molecule: messenger RNA, 5277 nt
Organism: Emys orbicularis (European pond turtle)
Lineage: Eukaryota; Metazoa; Chordata; Testudines; Emydidae
Gene: BICRA
Product: BRD4 interacting chromatin remodeling complex associated protein
Exons: 15
Coding region: 52-5277 (1741 amino acids)
Biological process (GO): positive regulation of DNA-templated transcription
Cellular component (GO): SWI/SNF complex
Source: RefSeq, a predicted model, not a curated record
GGGGAUGUCUCGGAGACCCCGCGCUGACUGCUGCUCAAACAUCACGUUGACAUGGAUGAUGAAGAUGGCCGGUGCUUGUUAGAUGUAAUUUGUGAUCCUCAGGCUUUGAAUGAUUUUUUACAUGGAUCUGAAAAGAUUGACAGUGAUGAUCUCCUGGACAACACAGGAGAUGCAGCCAGUGCCUUCUUUGAGGGUACUGGGCUGCAUGUACAAGAAUCCUCUGGCAACCAUCUGAACACUGAACAGAAUCAGAACACAACAAGCGUUGACCUAGACUUUUUAGAAGAUGACAUCCUGGGGUCACCAUCUGGUGGUGGGGCGAAUCUUCAGAACUCAGACCAGCCCUGUGACAUUCUCCAGCAGAGCCUGCAAGAGGCUAACAUUACAGAACAGACGCUGGAGGCAGAGGCAGAACUGGACCUGGGGUCUUUCCAGCUCCCUACACUUCAGCCAGUGGUUCAGACUGCCUCUGACGGCACGCCGCAGAUUUUCUCCAGUGGGGCUGACCUAAUUGGGUUGCAGCAGCCUGCAGUCCUGACACAUCAAGCACUGGUGCAGCAGUCAGUGGGAGCAGACGUUGUUAAUAAGGCCAUCAGUGUUCAGCCUUUUCUUCAGCAGGUUGGCUUGGGGAAUGUUACCAUACAGCCAAUUUCCAACCUUCAGGGCUUGCCUAAUGGAAGCCCAAGUGGGACAUUGGGAAUUGGGCCGAUUCAAGUAGUUGGGCAACAGGUGAUGGCUAUUAACCAGUCAGCUCAGCAGAUCAUUGCAAAACAAGUUCAGCCCUCCCAAGUGGCCACCAUGCCUGUUGGCAGUUACAUCACCCAGUCAGCACCUGAGCAACAGCAGGUCACCCUCGCUUCUACGGGGGUGUCUCCACAGAACGCUGGCCUUGUCAUCCAGAAAAACCUGCCCUCCGUGGCCACUACCACGCUGAAUGGAAACUCCAUGUUUGGGAACGUAUCUGCCACCCCAGGCUCCCAACCUCUCACAGUCACAUCGAACUUAAGCAGCCCAUUGGUGCAGGCCCAGAACGUGAUUAUCCACCGAACACCCACGCCAAUUCAGCCCAAACCUGCAGGGGUCCUGCAACAAAAGCUGUACCAGAUCACCCCCAAGCCAUUUGGUCCCAAUAAUACCACCCUGACCAUCCAGAACGAGGCUGCCCUGCAACAGCAGAAGGCCCAACAGAACCUGACUUUUAUGGCGGGCAAACCAGGACAGAAUGUGGUGCUGUCUGGAUUCCCGCAAGGGCUGCCUGCCAACAUGUUCAAACAACCUCCACCGCAGCAGCAAGCCCUCAGCAAGCCCAUGAGCGUCCACUUGCUAAACCAAGGCAGCAGUAUUGUCAUCCCCGCGCAGCAUGUUCCUCAGGCCAUGUUACAGGGUCAGAACCAGUUCCUUCUUCCUGGGCAGUUAGCAGGUGCCUCUGCUGUUCAGAUACCCCAGCAGCUCUCAGCCUUGCAGGCUAACAUGGGAGGACAGAUCCUAACAACUUCACACCCCAGUGGCCAAGCCCACAUCAUAACUAGCCAAGGGCCUGGUGGACAGCUGAUAACCAAUCAGGCCUUGCCUGCCCAAAUCCUCACCAAUCAGAACAUAGCUAGCCAGCUGAAUCUGGGGCAGGUGCUUACAUCGCAGAAUGCGCAUGGCACUGCUCACAUUCUUUCUGCACCUAUUCAGCUGCAGCCUGGUCAGGUGGGUCAGCCAACUUUGUUCCAGAUGCCUGUCUCUCUAGCUGGCAGCUUGACCACUCAGAGUCAGCCCUCUGUUGCAGCCUCAUUGGCCAGUGGUGCCAUCAGUCAGACUGGGCAGACCGUUAUCCAAGGUGUCACUCUGCCUAAUCAAGUUGCUAUGCUAAAUUCCACUGAGAACCUCAACCAAGCUGUGAGCAUUCAGGCAUCUGCCACCACCAGCAGUCAGAGUCCCGGCCUCAUUCAGCCACAGCCCGCUUCUGGCACUAGCCUGCUGCCAAGCAGUGACCAGUCCUCUAUACUGACCGUCCAGACUGCAUCCCAGCCUCCAGCUCCAUCUCCGCUUCAGUUGAAUGUGCAGCAGCAGCCUCCUCAGCAGCCAGCACAGAUACCUGUGACUUCCCAGCCCAGCCCGAACUUGGCAUCCAGUCCAGAGAAGAUCAUCUUGGGCCAGACAGCUGCUGGAACGGUCAUAAACCAAGAUUCCAUGCAGAUGUUUCUGCAACAGAAGGAUCGGAGCCAGCAGCAGCAGCAAUUUUAUCCGGCAUCCCUGAAAAUGCAGCAGGAGAACAAUCUGAAUCAGUCCACAGUACCACCACACCUUCCAAUGCCUCUGCCCAUCUACAGCAUAGCCACAACAGCUCUCAGCACCACAAGCAGUGUCCCAGCAUCAGUGAUAGUGAGCAGCAGUGCAGGCACCGCUCUGCAACCGCCUGCCAGCCGAGAGCUGACCCAGAAUCAGAAUCUGGCAACGGUGGAGUCCAAAGGACCGAAUCUUAUACCUCAGUUCUCAGCCAGCCAUUCCCAACAGGCACUGGCUUGCCAGUUACCCGCAGGGCAACAGAAGCUCCCUGGAGCCUCCCCGUCCCAUUCGCUACCUCAUCCUCCAAUGGGGGAGAGUCCCCAACUCCAGCCUGCACACCUCUCACAGAUGCAGUCCCCCCACCAGUCCCGUCCUCCAUCACAGCCACAGCCACUUUCCCGACCACCCUCCCGGCCUCACUCCAGGCCUCCCUCCCAGCCACAAACUUUGUCCAGGCCUCCUUCUGAACCCCUCUCCCGGUCCUGCACCCCUCAAACGCAAAUGCAGAACUUGUACGUGAUACAGAAUCAAAUCACAUCAUCCCCCCACGGUCCCACCCAGCACCCCUUACGACCCCCGUCGCAGCCUCAGGUACAGUUCCAGCCACCACAGUCUCAGGCCGAAGGGCAACCUCAGCUGGCAACACCUCCACAUCUGCAGCUACAAGUUCAGCUUGCCACUCAGAUCCAGCCCCAGUCUGAGACCCAGGUGCCGGCACGGCUGCAAUCCCAGAUCCAAGCUCCAACUGAGUCUCAGCAUACUCAUUCCCCACAUUUCCAGUUCCCUUCCCAGGGCCAAAUCAAACCGCCAGUCCCAACCCAGACCCUUCACCUAACACCGGAACAACAGAGGAGUUUUCAGAUGGUCCCAAAUCAAUUCCAGACACUCUCUGCAAUUCCAAAUCCCGCUCCUCAGCAGAAGCAGCUAUUGGACAGGUUCCAGCAGGUGCCCCAGGGGAUUAUCCUGCAAACGAAACACCAGACUUCCACCAGCCAGGUGUCAUCAGCUCUGAGCCACUUCAGCAGCCAGCCUUCAUCUGUCCUGGUUAGCAGCCAAGGACAGCCAGUAGCGGUGACAACAACGCAAGCACCAGUCCACAGCCAUCCAUCUGUCCCCGCUGCAGUCCAGCCUUCUACUGCAGGUAUAGCUGCUCCAGUUCCUGCAGAGAGUAAAACAUUUUCCAGUGGCGCCACAGCUGUUUCUGGGGGGAAAGUGACUACAGUGCCAGGGAAACCAGGAACACCUCUUGCCGUACAGCAGCCAGUUCAGGCCAAGCCUGGAGUGAUUAGCUCCAUCUCCGGCCUGAAUCUUGGAAAAGGCCCCUUGCAGAUCCAGGUAGUUGGGAAAGGAUUAUCACAACUCAUGCCCUCAGUCCCAGUCCCAUCCCAGCAGCAGUACGAUAGUAAGCUUGGAAGUCUGAAAAAAACUCCUACACUACAGCCCAGCAAAGAAGCUUGUUUCUUGGAACAGUUACAUAAACAUCAGGGAGCAGUGUUGCACCCUGACUAUAAAACUUCAUUCCGAUCGUUUGAAGAUGCCUUACAAAGGCUUCUACCCUAUCAUGUCUACCAGGGGAUGCUUCCCUCUACCCACGACUACAGAAAGGUAGAUGAAGAGUUUGAAACAGUGUCCACCCAACUGCUGAAACGCACACAAGCUAUGUUGAACAAAUACCGCCUGCUGCUCUUAGAGGAGUCUCGGAGAGUCAGCCCUUCUGCAGAGAUGGUGAUGAUCGAUCGAAUGUUUAUUCAGGAAGAAAAGACCAUGUUGGCUCUUGAUAAACAGCUAGCAAAGGAGAAACCAGAUGAGUAUGUUUCAUCAUCUUCUCGCUCACAGAGCCUCACUUCCUCUCUGGCUCUAGCCUCUGUAUCCAGCAUCACCCCAGCUUCUGAGAACCUAAAGGUGCCUCCAGUGCAGACAGCCACCCAGAUCCACCCCACCAAAUUGGUUAUCAAGCACAGCGGAGGCUCCCCUUCUGUCACAUGGGCAAAAGCUUCGCCUUCUUUGGAUGGAGAUGAGGAUGCCCUACCCUCUAGGAGCAAGCCCCCAAUCAAAACUUAUGAGGCACGGAGCAGGAUUGGGCUUAAGCUGAAGAUCAAGCAGGAGGCUGGUCUCAGCAAGGUGGUGCACAACACUGCCUUGGACCCAGUUCACCAGCCGCCUCCGGUGUGCACAGUCAUCAAAACAGCUGACCAGCACUCUUCAGCUGCCACCACCGCCACCACCACUGCUGGGCAAAUGAACGGAACUAUUGACCAUGUAACCUCAGCGCCUGUGGAGAAAAAACCCAUUGUGACCUACUGCAGGCUUCCGCUUCGUAAGACUUACAGAGAGAACGUGGAUGCUUUUAUAGCAGAUAAAGCCACUGAUGCCUGUCCGAAGGGAGGCAUCCCAAAGGUCGAUACGAUCCCCAGCACCCUUGUGAUCAAGCAGGAGGACGGCUCCAAAGGCGUGAUCACCUCUCUCAAAACCCAUGAAACCCCAACUGUGGUGGUGGCAGAGAAGAGCAAGCCGGAGGAGAGCUCCAAGCUCCUGUUUUUCAACAGGAGCGAUGCCCGUUCUCUGGUGAUGCAAGACAGCCCUGCCCCUCCGAAGACCGAUGACUCUACCAGUGGCCUUAUGAAGGAACUUGCAGAAGUAGAGGAUGAGUUUUAUCACGGAAUGAUAAAAACGGAGCCCCCUGACCACAGCUCCGGCUCGGAGCUCACCUGGGAGGUUCCCUUGCCUCCAGCCAAGCGCAGGAAGUCGGAGUCCUUUGAUGUGGAUAAUGCCAGCUUCUCCAGCGACAGCCCCCAGGAUGACUCCCUUAAUGAGCACCUACAGAGUGCCAUUGACAGCAUUCUCAACCUGCAGCAACCUCAGACUGGGGGUCAGAACAUCCGGACACCCUCCUCCUCUUACAACUCCUCUUCCUCCCCUUUCUCUUCACCUGUCCAUCGUACAGACACUUACCUUGCCCCUAAUCACAAUGGCGGCCUUGGAGCAAGGACGUUGAACAGAUAA